Messenger RNA from Pyricularia grisea, 2580 nucleotides. RefSeq lists its product as uncharacterized. Gene Ontology annotation, molecular function: protein kinase activity; ATP binding. Lineage: Eukaryota; Fungi; Ascomycota; Sordariomycetes; Magnaporthales; Pyriculariaceae. The transcript has a single exon. Gene Ontology annotation, biological process: protein phosphorylation. The record is from RefSeq and is a predicted model, not a curated record. Bases 1 to 2580 code for a protein of 859 amino acids.
AUGGCUACCCUCCAAGUGCGUGGUGUUGGCGUCUCGGCCACCAAACAAAAAGCCUUGGAAGAUGCAAAGAAGAUGCAGAUGCAUAUCGUGGAGGAGAGCAACAAAGCUGGAAAGGAGCCACCGCCCUAUCAGCUACUCGAACUCAUCGGCAAGGGCAGCUAUGGUCGGGUUUACACAGCAAACGACAUCAAAAACAGUAGAGUUGUUGCCGUCAAGAUGAUCGAUAUCGAAGAGGCCGACACGCUCAACCCCAAGUUUGGAGACACUUACACAGAGAUCAUGAACGAAAUAAACGCCCUGAAGUUACUCAGCGAGGGUGGCGCCAAAAACAUCAACCAGGUUUUUGAGGCCUUGCCCGUCCAACAAUCCAUGUGGAUCAUCACAGAGUAUUGCGCAGGUGGAAGUGUGUCAACCUUGUUGCAGCCUACCGCUCCCAAUGGUCUCCAGGAGAAAUGGAUUAUACCAAUUCUUCGAGAGGUCGCCGAGGCUAUAUUCUGGGUGCACAGGCAAGGCAUUAUUCAUCGAGAUAUCAAAUGCGCCAACGUCCUUAUCACCGAAGCUGGCGGUGUCCAACUCUGUGAUUUUGGCGUUGCCGGUGUUAUUGAGAACAAGUUCGACAAGCGGACUACUGUUAUCGGCACACCCAACUGGAUGGCGCCCGAGUUGUUUGACGGGUCGAAUUCAUACGGUACAGAGGUUGACAUCUGGGCUUUUGGCUCCCUAGUCUUCGAGAUCGCAUCAGGUCUACCGCCGAAUGCACUUUCGGGUAUGCCAUUCCAUCAGCUCGGCAGCUUUGUUAAAAAGCAGAGUCCUAGGUUGGAGGGAGACCAGUACUCAGAUCAGCUCAAGGACCUCGUUGCCUAUUGCUUGGUCGAUGAUCCUACGCAAAGGCCACCAAUCGAGUCUAUACAACAGCACCCCUAUAUUGCCAACACCGACACCAUGUACCCGACAUCCUCACUGGCGCUUCUUGUAAGAGCUUACAGACUUUGGGAAUCGCAAGGUGGAUCGAGGAAAUCCCUUUUCAAUCCCGGGGGUGCCCAAGGGCUUUCUGCAAAUGAUCUUUCAUCAACAGCUUUGGCAGAGGACGAAUGGAAUUUCAGUACAACCAUGGCGUUUGACCAGCGCGUGUUUGGUGACUCUGACAGCAAUCAGGCAGUAUAUGACGUUUAUGGGACAAACGUUGAGCUACCUCAGCAGUUUAAUGACGAAACAACGCGUCCUUCAAAAACCAAGGGUCGACGCCGGCCUCCACCCCAUCUUCCUGCUCUCAAGGCUCCUUUGGAAAAAGUGUUUGAUCCCAACACAAUAUCGAAUUAUGAAGACAAUUCAAGAAUGUACUAUGGCAGGCCAAUGCCUCCUCCUGCUGCAGCACCGGCACCAGCACCGGCAGGUUCUGACUUGCCGUUAAGAGACGACUCUCUGCACCUGACGGUGCGCGAAUCUUUGAUCGACUUGGAUGCUUCACUAGAUGGAAGCGACUUGUCACAAUUUGCCGACAUGGAAACCAUCAGGGCCCCGGGUGGACAUAAAUCUAUUGACUUUGGGUACGAUGACAGCUCGGACUUCAACAAAGCACCGCUCAGUGACCCGGCAGACCUCAGCAACAACAGGCGGACCCAGGACUGGAAGUUCCCCUCCAUGACAUCUGCGCCGCUUUCUGCGAAUCCCGAAAUGUCACACUUCUCUUUCAACGAACACUCGUUCAAUGAGCUGGUCUAUGAUGAUGAACCUGAAACCCCCGAACCAUCUUUCAGUCGCCCGGCCUUGGUUCACCACCCAACGGACCCUGUCAGCCUUCAGUCGCAAAGCUACAAUGAUUUGUGCGUGCCGCGCAUGCCAGACAACCGCGCGUCCAUGAGCAGUCUCAUCGAUCUGGACGAGAGUCUACCUGACAGCAUACCCGAAUUGAUGCGACCAUCGACAGCCAACUCGGACGUGGCGUCUGUCACGGGAUCGGACAUUGGAGCUCCCAACCCCUUUGAGUUUGAACGGCACGCGUCGACAUACAAACCCUUACCGCUGAACUCUGCUAGAGAACCGUCCAUAUAUGUUUCAGACGACUCGGAUUUUGCGCGUCUCGGCAGCAGUGUUGCGGACGCAGCGAGUGCUAGCAUGCCUAACUUGGUGCUAAAUGGGGGCAACGGUGAUAGUCUGGAUCAAAGGGAUCGCCCGGACUCAUACGAUGGUGCCAGUCAAUCAGGAGGGUUAUAUGAUAACGGGGACUACCUCGAUGCCGAUUAUCUCUCCAUGGCCGACCGUCGUACCCGCGAUCAGUACGGAGACUUGAGCGGACCGUACUCUGAUCAGCAACAGCUAGAUGAACAGCAAUAUCAGCAGUCACAGUACCGGCGACAGGAUCUAAGCCAGUCUUAUCAGGACGCAGAGAUUCCUCCGCUACCAGAACCACCCUCGGCUAGGGUCAUGCAGGGUGUUGGGAGUAGGCAGGAGGCCAGCGAUGAGUUGCGGAGGAUGCUGGCAAGCUUCCAAGAGCAUCUUAGUUUUACGAACGCGCACCUAUCCAGUCUUCCAGUCCGUCGAAAUGCGGCAGGCAGACUGGAGCCCCCGGUUGUGGAAUAA